Messenger RNA from Amborella trichopoda, 1508 nucleotides. Its product is annotated as zinc finger protein 4. NCBI's taxonomy places the organism in Eukaryota, Viridiplantae, Streptophyta, Magnoliopsida, Amborellales, Amborellaceae. The record is from RefSeq and is a predicted model, not a curated record. Gene Ontology annotation, biological process: negative regulation of abscisic acid-activated signaling pathway.
AAAAAGGCCCAUAACUCAAGAAAAGAGCCCACCUUACAGAGAUAGAGAGAGAGAGAGAGAGAAGAGAUAACACAUGGUGCAUGCGUUGAUAGAUAUAGAGAGAGAGAGAGAGAGAGAGAGAGGCCCAUAACUCAUGCCUGCAUGCAUGGGCACGCAGAGCUCCAAGUGGGCCUUCCCUGCUGCCCAUAAACAUUCAAGCUGAUGCAUUGUCUUGCCUGUCACCCCAUCACUCAGUAACCCCAAACGUCUCUCUCUCUCUCUCUCUCUCUACUUUCUCUCUCUAUCUUCUCUCUCUGCUUUUUCUCUCUCUUGAAAGUUGAAACCACACCAUUAAAUUGUCAGGAACCCACCCAGUCAAAACCCCAAAACUAUACUUUUGACUCUUUGCAUGCCAACUGUUUCAUAAAAUAACCCCACAUUCGAUGCUCCUUCCCUCCUCCAAUCUAUGUUUAACUCCCCUCUUCUCUCUGUUCAUAUUCAUUCCUGUCUGCUUUUUCUAAAGCAAGAGCAACACCUUCUAAAAAAUAUGGGCUUUUCAUCUGUUUCUCUCUCUACUUCCAGUAUGUUGCCCCACCCAUGAGAGAGAAAGGAAAAAAACCAUAAAAUCUCACACCCCAACUUCAUAAAAUGGCCGAGGACGAGAAACCUAAUGGCCCCAUUGAAGUUGCAGAGAGCUCGAGGUCCUCUAAUGGCGAAAACAGGGUGUUCCCCUGCCUCUUUUGCACAAGAAAGUUUUUCAGUUCUCAAGCUCUAGGUGGCCAUCAAAAUGCUCACAAGAAGGAGAGAACGGCCGCUAGAAAAGCUCAGAGAGCGAACGAUUACAGGCUUUGUGCGUUGGGUUCUUCUCAGCCGUUAGCCAUGGCUCCGAACUUGGGUUUUUAUGGACCUCCACUAUACAUAAGUGCUCACUCUGCUAGCCAUGUUGGAUCACAAAACGCGCAGUUUUGUGGUCAUGGGUUCGGCUCUAAUGGAGCCCCAAGGUUCAAUCCGAGGUUCUCUGGUCCAUGCAGGGUACCAUUGUUUGGAUCAGAGGAAGAGGAGAAUGGGUUUGUGAAUUUUCAGAGGGGUUUCAGGAUGAGAGAGAGAGUGUUUUUCGAUGAACCUGAGGGGUCUUUGCCGAAGGAAAACCACAGGCUGGAGAAUGAGGCUUCCGGUUCCGAUACGGAUCAGAAGCUGGAUCUCUCUCUGCAUUUGUAGUCAUGGAAAGGAUCAAAACACCGGGUCUUGGAGUCUCACAAAGUAAACUUCUCUCUCUAAAGCUCUUCCUCUCUCUCUCUACACCCAUGUGUAAUAAAGGAAAGGAAAGUUCGUCCAUGGUUUGCCUGUAAGAUGGUUUUUGAGUGGAUUUUCCCCUUUACUCUCCAGUCUUUUGUGGUUUCUUUGAGUUGUGGUUGUUUUAGUGAUUUCAGUUUCAGAUUUUAGGGUAUGAAGAAACCAUGUUCUGAAUUUUGAAUUGCAGUGAAAGACUGAUAUGAAAACAAUUGCAGUGAAAAAUGUGAACUCUACCU